UCUCAUAUUCUAACACCACCAGCCGGCAAACAAAGUUUAGUUUAUUAACAAUGUCGGAGGAAUCAGGAACAGUUCCAGUGCCCUCCUGGCUGAAGGCCGAGCUAUUUGAAAAAUUGCUAAAUGAACAUUUUGGCGAUAAGUAUAUAGGAAUCAAGAGCUUCAAGCCGGUGGCUGGUCUCAAGCCUGGAGAAAAUUACUCCUCCAUUAUGCUACGCCUCCACUUCGAAGUCGAACUGAGUGAUCACACCACCGAAAAUGUGAGCUAUAUGCUGAAGACCCCACACGACUUUGAGUUGUACCGCGAAAUCCUGAAGAAGAACAACAUGUUUGUGGUCGAACGGGAUGUUUUCCUGCAAGUAAUUCCCGAGCUGGAGAAUAUGUACAAGGACGCCGGCUUGGAGGUCAAGUUUGGGGCCAAGGCCUAUGAAAUAGAUUCCCCCGAUGAGUAUGUCCUAUUGCAGGACCUUAGACCAUUCGGGUUCAAGAACGUCGAUCGGCUGGAGGGUCUUGACAUGGCCCACACCAAGAGUGUUUUGAAGAAGAUGGCCCAGUGGCAUGCGGCCUCGGCCAACAGGCUUCAUCUGAAGGGUCCGUACACCCAGCACUACUUGCAACCCACCUAUACCGAUAGCAUGAAGGAUAACAUCGAACAGGUGGCCGAGACUUUGGGAAAGUACUUCCUCAAGUGCCUUCCUCUUUACGAGGGCUACGAAGAGUAUAGCGAGGCGGUGCACAAGAUUCAACCCAAAAUAGUGGAUCUAAUGUAUGCGAUGAACACGCCCGAUCCGAAGGAUUUCAAUGCCCUGAACCACGGAGAUUGCUGGACGAACAACAUUAUGUUUAGGUAUGAGGGAGUGCCCGAACCCGCCGAGACCUAUUUUGUUGACCUCCAGCUGCCCAGGGUAACCAGCGUGGCUUACGAUCUGAUGUACUUCCUCCUGGGAUCGACGAAAUUCGAAAUACAAUUGAGUCAGUUCGAUUACUUUAUCAAGUACUAUCACGAUCAGCUGGUCGAGCACUUGCGAUUGCUGAAGUACCCCGAAGCCAAGACCCCCUCGUUGCGAUUCCUACACACUCAGCUGUUGAAAUAUGGACGAGUUGGAUAUCACACUGCCCUGAUGCUCUGCCCACCUGUGCUACUCGACCGAACCGACGAAGCCAAUUUGUCCGAUUUCGUCACCGAAUCGGAUAAUGGCGAUGGUCUCAAGAUGGCAAUGUAUUCCAAUUCCCGAUACAAGAAGCAUGUUAGCGCCAUUCUCACGUGGCUAAACAAUCGGGGGCCUUUCAGCUCUAACUGAAUUCGUAGCAGACCAGAUGCAUUGAAGUAUUACGUUUUCAUGGAGGGCUUCGAUUACAUGACAGCUAUAUAACUCUUUGAAACCACUUAAUAAUUGUAAAAAAAUUAGAAAUAAUCAUAUUAUCUAACAUCAAACAAGCCAUUUGUACCGCUCUAAAAAAUAUAAUUGAACAUGACAUUUAUAAAUGUAAAAGUGUUGUUCUACAAUUAUGUAAAUAGAGGGAUAAUUGGAUGAAUGACAAAUGAAAUUUUAAAA
Messenger RNA from Drosophila suzukii, 1553 nucleotides. RefSeq lists its product as uncharacterized. The record is from RefSeq and is a predicted model, not a curated record. Lineage: Eukaryota; Metazoa; Arthropoda; Insecta; Diptera; Drosophilidae.